Molecule: messenger RNA, 489 nt
Organism: Temnothorax curvispinosus
Lineage: Eukaryota; Metazoa; Arthropoda; Insecta; Hymenoptera; Formicidae
Exons: 1
Source: RefSeq, a predicted model, not a curated record
AUGCGAGAAAUACACGACCUCUCCCUACAAGCCGCGACCGACGCGGCAAUCCGAGCGACCUUCCUCGCUCGUUACUCGAGCGUAGCGAAGAUCGCGGACGAUUUUGAGGUCACCCACCUGAAGGUCAUCCAAGAAGCGGCGGAUUUCGAUGUCGAGGACGAAAUCCGAGCCAGUUUCGAUAAGAUGCAUUACGCCGUAAAGAGUCGCUAUCAUCAUGAAACGGGCGCGCCACUCGGAGGCGCGCCGGCACCGCUCUCGUGUCAGGCCUCGGUGGUCAAGUUGCCUAAGAUCCCGCUACCGCAGUUUUCCGGCGACCUCACGUUGUGGCCUUUCUUCAUCGCGUUGUUCAACGCGUCGAUACACAACCAGCAGAUUUCCGCGAUAGAGAAAUACCAGUAUCUGCUAGCCUCGCUCAAAGGGGAACCACUUAACGUGGUGAAAAACCUGCCGUUUUCCGAGGAGUACUAUCUGAUCGCUUACGACUCGCUG